Molecule: messenger RNA, 7242 nt
Organism: Lytechinus pictus (painted urchin)
Lineage: Eukaryota; Metazoa; Echinodermata; Echinoidea; Temnopleuroida; Toxopneustidae
Product: DNA excision repair protein ERCC-6-like
Exons: 22
Coding region: 315-4802 (1495 amino acids)
Biological process (GO): transcription-coupled nucleotide-excision repair
Cellular component (GO): nucleus
Molecular function (GO): ATP-dependent chromatin remodeler activity; ATP binding
Source: RefSeq, a predicted model, not a curated record
GCGUAAUAUAAAAAGAUGGUGUAACAUCAAGCCUAGACCAAAAGCUUCGGUCUCUGUUAUGUUGGUUGUUCAGCUGAACUCCGUUGGCUUCACUCACCAAAUACAGAGACCGAAGUUCUAGCGCGAUCUGUACAGGGGACUCAAUGGCAAUAUGUUUAUGUAGACUUAAGAUCGGAUAAAACGGGGAACCGGAAGUGAAUUUGCGCGACAGCCGAGACGGCUGCCAGCUGUCUACAUCAAGCCGUGCCGUGUAAAAUUCGUAAAUUACUUUCUGCUGCUGGGAGAGUCUAACUUGUUAGAGAGACUGGAGGGAUAUGGAGGAAUCCAUCUCAAUUUCAGACAUGGAUGCCACCAGUAACUCUGUGGGAGGUGAAGCAACAGCGCCAUCACAGGAUACAGACACCUCUGUCAACAUCAGCAAUGACCUUCAAUCAGGCUUUGGAAACGAUGAAGGAGAUGAGAGAAAGGACAGUAAGAAGUCUUCCUCUUCCAAAGGAAGUAUCUUCCACAUCGACACCACCCUCAUCCACACCGUUCCAUCCUCGGAACAGGCUACUGAACUCAAGGACUUGGGUGUCAGCGUGUUUGACCAGGAGGAGUUUGAACAGGGGGUUCUACAACAGGUGGACCAAGCCAUUAAUAUUGAGGAGGCUAAGCUCUCCAGGCAGAGGGACGAGAAGGAGUUAAAAGGCGUGCUGGAUGAUAUCAGAUUGUGUCGUUCAGAGUUCCGUCACCUGCAGAAAGUAGCAUCCAGUAUCCGAGUGCCCUCUGUACCAUCCAUGGUUAGCAGGGAGUUGGAGAAGAAACUGCUGUCGGUCAAAACACAGAAAGAAAACAAAGCAAAGCAGCUGAAGAAGCUACGGGCCAGACACAGAGUCCUGUCUGCUAAACUCUCAGGGAAUAGUGAUGAUGUUUAUAUAGAAGAUAAUUCUGAUGAAGGAGAAAAGGGUGAUGGCAGCUCUUCAGCUUAUGAGAGACUACUCCAUGAUGGCAGUGGAUUGAACAACGCUCCAGGACCCAGCCAGGCCAAGGAGACGGAGCAUGAGCGCCUCAUCCGGCUUGGUGAGAUGACCCCCUUCGGCACCUUCUUGACCAUCAAAGAGCAGGAGAAACCCAAGCCAAAACCACGGUCCCUGGUGGUCACAGACUUUGAGAAGUUCCUUGGUGGCAAGGAUAUUGAGAUGUACAAGAAGCACAAAGAGGCAUCCAAGUGGAAGGGGACAAAGAAAGUCAAAGGGAAUGCUUCUCAGAGUGAUCAAGGCAGUAUCCUCAGGGGGUUGCUGACACCAAAGCCUGAGUCUCCUGGACAAGAGGACAAGGUUCACAAACAGGAUACUGCAAAAGCCUCAUGCUCCAGAGACUCAGUGUCACCAGGAAAGAGGAAACCAGAGAGGGAACGGAUAGAGUUUGAGCCUAAACAUCGCAAGAAGGUCAAAGAAAAGUGGAAUGAUCCCUCGCUGAAGAAGAAGAGAGAAAAAACAAAGAUGAGGAACUUAACUGAGGAUUGGGAGAGCGAUAACGAGGGGUACAUGGACAAUUCUGAUGAGGAAUAUUGUCCUGAUUCAGACCAGGAAGCAGAAUUUGAUGAUGAUGCAUACUCUGAUGAUGAACCAGUCAUAGGUCGGAGGUAUGCCCGUCCCGGGAAGCGGAGGUUGGCCGAGCAGAUUGCAGAUGGAACCAUUACCACCUUGAAAGAACUCCAGAGAAAGAGUGGGGCAAGAGAAAGAAAGGCACAAGAAUCAAAGAUCAGAAGAGCAAGAGAUGAUUCUACCGAGGAGAAGUUUCAUAAGAGGUUGAAAGAAGAGAGGAAGAAAGAACUAAUGAGGAAACGGGGCAGGCUGGUGGAGGUGAGGAGAGGUGGGGAGGAUGCAACAGAUGAUGAUUCUGAGGCAGUAGAUUCUGAGGAAGAUGAUAUUGAUCUGGAUGGGGGUUUCAAGAUACCCUCCAAGAUCUGGAAGAAGUUAUACAGAUACCAAAAGAUUGGUGUAAAAUGGCUGUGGGAGCUACAUCGUCAGAAGGCUGGAGGUAUUCUAGGAGAUGAGAUGGGUCUUGGUAAAACCAUUCAGAUGAUUGCAUUCCUAGCAGGACUUAGGACAAGCGCACUUCCAAGCAAGGGGUUCAGCUAUAGAGGGUUAGGUCCUGUCCUUAUAGUGUGUCCUGCAACAGUUCUUCACCAAUGGCUGAAGGAAUUCCACACCUGGUACCCUGAGAUGAGAGUGGCUAUCCUUCAUGAGUCUGGAUCACAUUCUGGCAAAAAGGAAUCUCUUAUUCGUGACAUGGUGAGCUGCCACGGUGUUGUCAUAACGUCCUUCUCCAAUGUCCGACUUCGUCAAGAGAUGCUCCAUCGGUACAACUGGCACUAUGUGAUCCUUGAUGAAGGUCACAAGAUACGCAACCCUGAUGCAGAGGUUACACUGGCAUGCAAACAGUUCCGGACCCCCCAUCGUCUGAUCCUGACCGGGUCUCCUAUGCAGAACAACCUUAGGGAACUAUGGUCCCUGAUUGACUUUGUCUUCCCUGGAAAGCUUGGAACACUUCCUGUCUUCAUGCAACAGUUCUCAGUGCCAAUUGUACAAGGAGGCUAUGCCAAUGCUUCCAAGGUUCAGGUCCAGACUGCUUACAAGUGUGCCUGCAUCCUGCGAGACUCCAUCAGCCCGUACCUGCUACGCCGCAUGAAAGCAGACGUGAAGCAGGCCCUUCAGCUGCCUUCCAAGAACGAGCAGGUUCUGUUCUGCCAUCUGUCUGAGGAACAGACCCAAGUUUAUGAGGAUUAUCUGGCCUCCAAGGAAUGUAACCUAAUCCUCAGAGGAGAGUACAAGGUGUUUGCUGGUCUCAUCACCCUGCGUAAGAUCUGCAACCAUCCGGACCUGGUGUCCGGUGGGCCUAGGAUCUUCAGCCAUCAGAACCUCACUGAUGAUGAACUCUCUGAAGAGCAACGGUAUGGAUACUACAAGCUAGCUGGCAAGAUGAUUGUGGUGGAAUCGUUGCUCAAGCUCUGGAAGCAACAGAAUCAUCGGGUGCUCCUGUUUUCACAGAGCAAACAGAUGCUUGACAUUUUUGAAGACUUUGUGAAAGACCGUUACUCCUACAUGAGAAUGGAUGGGACAACAACAAUCUCAUCUAGACAACCCCUCAUCACCAAGUUCAACUCAGAUUCCAGAAUCUUCUUGUUCCUGCUGACCACCCGUGUUGGUGGUCUAGGUGUGAACCUGACAGGGGCCAACAGGGUGAUCAUCUAUGAUCCCGACUGGAACCCAAGCACCGAUACACAGGCAAGGGAAAGAUCAUGGAGGAUCGGCCAGAACAAACAGGUCACCAUCUACAGGUUGCUUACAGCUGGCUCCAUUGAAGAGAAGAUUUACCACAGACAAAUCUUCAAGACAUUCCUGACCAACCGAGUCCUCAAAGACCCUCGUCAGCGCCGGUUCUUCAAGUCCAAUGACCUCUUUGAGCUAUUCACCUUGGGAUCCUCAGACAAGGGCAAGAGCACCGAGACCAGUGCGAUAUUUGCUGGCACAGGCUCCGAGGUGCGCCCGAAUCCAAGUCCUUCCAGGUCAAAGGUCAACAAGGAGCCUAUAUUGAAGCUGGGCAAGAAGAAGGAAGAUGCCCUGGAGAAGGCAGAGAGGCGGAAGAAGCAGGCGGAGGUCAUCCAGAGGGAGCUGAAGCUCAAGAGGAAGAUGGCAGCUGAGAAUGUGAAGACGGAAGACAUUCCCGAUGGCCCAGUGUCCAGGGUGGGCCAUGUCCAUUCUGCAGCCUGUCAAGGAAAGUGUGUGAUAUCACCCAAGAGAGUUGGAGACUCUGGGGUGCAACUUGGAGAGGUUGGAUCCUCCAGUAGAUCUGGUCAUGAGGUACCGUCAUCAUCCAAAGAGAAGUUGUUCCCAUCAACAUCAUCAACUCAAGUUCAUGCCAUCUCUUCCUCAAGCUCAAGUAGAAAGGAGAAAAAGAAGAAGAAAAGGAAAGAUGCAAAAAUUGAUGGUCAUAAAAUUCCUCAUCUUGCCAAGACCAAAGCCUAUGCACCUAGAGCAGAAGACGAGGAUGAGAUUGCCAAGAAUGCUGAUCAGGACAACUAUGUCCUUGAGAAGCUCUUCAAGAAAAGUGGUGUCCACAGUGCCCUUCAGCAUGACAAUAUCAUGCAGUCAUCCAGCCCAGACUUCGUCCUGGUGGAAAACGAGGCGGAGAGAGUUGCUAAGGAAGCGGCCAAUGCAGUCCGUCAGUCUAGGAGACGUUGCUAUGGAGCAAGCUCUGGAAUCCCAACCUGGACAGGAGCAGCGGGUGGUUCCUCAGGAAACAAGCUUCGUUUUGGAGGCAAGAGUAACUGCAGACUGGUUGAAAAUUCUGAGAAGCCUGAAGUCCCCAAGCAGAAUACAACACCAAUGAAGAAGAAAUUGUUUGGCAAGAAGAAGAUGUUCAAUGGGGACAUGUCCACCGCAACGACCAUGAACGAGGAUGCAGAGCAAACAAAUGACAUGCCAUCUUCCAAGAGCCUUCUGAAUCGAAUGCGUGCCCGGAACCACCUCCAGAAAGAUGAUGACAACCGAUCCUCUUCUGACGAUGAGGACAGACAGAGGACUGCAUCGGUGGGAACAGAACACGACAGUGUCAUGACAGAGAUGGUGGAGUUCAUUGGCAAUCACUCACAGGUGCCUGGGCAGGCAACAACCGACGAGCUGCUGAAGGCAUUUGAAAGCAAGAUUGAGAAGUCAAAUUCAGCGAUGUUCCGAUCCAUGCUUCGUCAGGUCUGUACCUUCCACAGGACUCAGAAGAAGGAAGGGUUCUGGAGACUUAAAGCAGAAUUUUUAUAGAAAUAAACUUGAUAAUUUGAUAUAUUUUCAUUUUCAAGCAAAUCAAACAAAUCAUAUUGGGCAUUAAUUGAGUGUGAUUCAUCAAUGCUGUACAUCAUAAUGCAUGUCUACCUGACCAGUGAUCUGUGUGUUUACAGACCUAGACAGCUCCAACCUCAGGAUAAAUUAAUCAGACUUUCCAGGAAGAAUCUGAGUUUGUGGACCAUUGCUGGCUUUUGUUUUGAUAUCAUCUUUCUAUAUUUCUUGAUAAUUUGAAUACUAACUCCUCUAGAAGUUGCCGUCUUCUACCUAUGUUUAGAAAAUUCAUUUAUUUGGUUACAAAGGUUGGAAAGGCUUCUGGGUAGUCCUUGUAGCCUCGGCAAAUUAACAAUUCAAGGAUGAGAAGUUAAGAUCUGGGCCCAGAAGCACAAAGCUUAGCGAUUGAUCGUAGGACUAAAUUUCACACUUGAUUACAUUGAUCAUUAUGUGCAGUUAAGUGUAAAAGUCAAUUGUAUGAUCAAUUGUUAAGCUUUGUGAUACAGGCCCCAUGAGAACUAGAAGUGCUCUCGGCCUAGUGGCAUAAAAAUGUACUAUAAAGUAAUAGUAAAGAUAUUUAGGUAUAGAAUAUUGGUGUGGAUGUUAUCUCAGAAAAAAAAAUUAAGUUAUGAAUUCCUUGCCAGAUGGAAAUCAACAUUCGGUCAAAAGUUCUUAGCCAAAUUGAAAAAGAUGAAAAAGUAUGUAAGCUCAUUGUUUCACGGCUUAGAUAUUUUGUAUUCAAACCUGUAUUUUUGUACGUAUCGGUUGUUUUCAUCAUUCUGCAUUCACAUUUUAUGGUUGAUUGUUGCCAUUAUUGAAUUGCAUUAACUUAUUUUUAUACAUUGUAUGUAUACUGUUACCGAGAAUAUGUAACUUUAGUUCACUUGAAGUGUUACUUAUUGAGAAAGUACAAAAUUGAGCAUCUUGAUCAUUAGCCAUUAUGUUGGAUUUCCCAAAGAUUUGCUAAGAGAGUCUUGCAGAAUUAUUCAACUGUUAAUGUCAAAUUCCUCUUUUUUCAGCAAACAAUAGUACAGUUAUAAUGAACGUGAAGACCUGUCACAUCGUUCUGUGCAAGCCUUGUGGGUGAGUUGCAGGCAAUCACCCGCAACAAAUUUUUGAGCAUUUUAAAAACAUUUCUGCGGGCAAAUGAAAUCAGACUUGUGUGACUGUGCUCCUGCAUGCGGAAAACUGUCAAUGUGGGUGACCUUCGAGCGACUCGCAAGUAGCAAAAUCGUAACCCCCAACUCACAUGCAAGGCUCACAUAGAACACAGAGCCUUUAGAUUAUGUUUAUAUCAUUCCACGCAAGAUAUAAGACAGAGAAAAUACAAAAAAAUAAUUUACAUGGGGGAGGGGGUCUGUUUUUCAGACACCCUUUGUUCCCAUAAAUAUAUAAUAAAAAAACAUAUCUCUGCAGAAAACAAAUGUUUCAAAAAUAUGAUUGCCACUCAAGGGAAUGUUCCAUGACCACAAUGCUUGUUAUGUAAAACAGCAAGAAUUUUGGUGAACAAAUAUAUUUAAACUUUGUUCCAGCCAUUCUUAAAGUCGUAUAUACUUUUAAUGAACGACUGGUGUAUAGUCUCAUGCUCAAUGAAAAUUUACUUGGCUUAACAAAGUUGGGGCCAAACUUCCUGCACCGUAAAUGGAAUUCGACAAUGAACUUGAUAAUAAUGAUUUAUCGAAAUGCUUGCUAUGUGUAACAGCAAGAAUUUUGAUGAACGAACAUCAUAUUUCAACAUUCUCAUCGCUUGUAAAAUUAAUGUAUAACUUUGAACAUUCUAUCAAACGGUCCCCAGGAUACCAACAGAGUUGUCAAUUUGUCCUUUAGAUAUUCUUGUUUUGUAAAGACAUACUCCAUAUACUCUUUAUUCAAUUUUGAAUACAUGUUGAAAGGAAAUUUAGCAAAAAAAAAAGGAAAACUACAUGUACUAGCAUUUGAAGAAGAAAUAAAAGCUUAUGAAAUAGGGCCUGCAAUGAUUCAUUAUAAUAUUGUGUUAAAAAAGUGUCUAUGUCAGUGUAAUAUUCUUUGAAAAUUGGCAACUUUGGCAUGGUACAAGGAUGAAUCAGGGAUCUUGUGUGAUGUAUAUUAUCUGUAUUGCAUGUCAGAAUACACUGUUCCAUGAUGCAGUAAUGAACAUCUGCACCAAUUCAUAACUCCUAUGAACUGUAAUACAACUUAUGGUAAGCGGCUAAGAUCACAGCAUUAGGUUGAUAAUACUGUAAUUUCAUUAAAAAUAGAAAUUAAUAUUGAUAUGUUUUAAGAAACUUGGCCCAUGUGCUCAUAUGAGAAGGAUAUCUUUAACUGAUAAUCAUGUAUUUGAUGGUAUGAUAAACCAUCUCAGUAAUUGUAAGGUGCAAUUCAUAAUCUUUUUGAUAGAAAAGUCAGUUGAUAUUGUAUUGAUGUACAAUAAACUUGAAAUAAUCAG